UGACUCGUCCGAAAGAACCGAUUCGCUGAAAUGACUUUGACUCGCGCAUAAAGACAGAGUACAGAACAUUUAGGUACUCAUUGCGCUUCAGGCGAACGUGACGCGCGGUGCUUCAGUUUCCGUCUGUACUCACUGAACCAUCGCUUUAUUUCAAAUGAAGCAUCCUCUCGUGCCGUUAUUAAGUUUUGAUAGGUGAUAUAACAGCUUCAUCUUCGCCAUGAGCUGCUUGGAUGUAAUGUAUCAAGUUUAUGGUCCACCUCAGCCAUAUUUUGCCGCAGCAUACACACCGUAUCACCACCAGAAAUUGGCAUUUUACUCGAAAAUGCAAGAAGCACCAGAAACGGUCAGCGGAAGCAGUUCGUCUUUUUCCACCCUCUCCGGGCCACCCAUAAAAGAGGAGGACUGUACCCGAGAGAAAGAUCACCCACCAGAGGCUGAGUACAUCAGCUCCAGAUGUGUGCUCUUUACAUACUUUCAAGGGGACAUCAGUUCGGUGGUCGAUGAACAUUUCAGUCGGGCUUUGAGUCAGUCCAGCAGCUACCCAUCUGCAUCCAACAACAGUAAAACCGCAAGAGGCGCAUCAUCCUGGAGAGAUGGAUCAUUCCCCAUGAACCAGAGAAGCUUUCCUCCAUCGUUCUGGAACAGCGCGUAUCAGCCGUCAUCUCUCAGCAGCGCUCUGGGAUCCUCCCAUUCGGAUCUUCCCUUCCCAGCAGACCCGUACUCCACCGCUUCCUUGCACAGCCACCUCCACCAGACCACCCCAGAGCCCUGGCACCCGUCCCACCACCAUCACCCUUACUCGCUCAGCGGGGCGAUCGGCACCCAGAGCUCGGCUUACCCCCGGCCCUCCAUGCACGAUAUGUACGGAACGCACUUUGACCCCCGUUACGGCUCUCUGCUCGUGCCCUCGGUGCGGCCGCAUAGACUUCCCCCUGCCACGGUACCCGCGUCUGGACAAUCGCCAUGUGAUAUCAGCAAGAGCGAGCCGGGCAGCUCAGCGUGGACUGGCGCUUUUACGGCGGCGAGCUCUGAUAUGGGCCUGAACAUGGAUGCAGGUCUACAGAGCCAGGAUAAGAGCAAGGACCUGUACUGGUUUUAGUGCCCCGCGGCCACUUCUUCUUCUUCAUCUGGCUUGUCUUUUCUCUGACCUGUAGACAAUCAGAGGCUUUUCUGUAACAGAUUCUCAUCUCACUUGCAGCUCGACGCUACACGCUCUGCAGCGGGACCGUCCGCAGCUGAAAAUAAAGCCACGGCGGAUAACCCAUUCGGACGAGCGCGAAACUCUCUAGAUAGAGAAAAGACAGAACAGAGAGAAGCGGUGAGGCGACACGACGGCUUUCCAGAAAUACACGGUGGCGUGACUGACUGGCAGCUGCUCUCGAACCCUUCCCUCCCACGACCUUCGGCACGCUCAGCAAAACGGACCCAAAAUGAGUAAAUAAAUAGACGUGUUUUUGGGGGAA
This is a messenger RNA of Misgurnus anguillicaudatus (oriental weatherfish), 1463 nucleotides long. RefSeq names its product vestigial-like family member 2a (gene vgll2a). Gene Ontology annotation, biological process: regulation of DNA-templated transcription. The record is from RefSeq and is a predicted model, not a curated record. NCBI's taxonomy places the organism in Eukaryota, Metazoa, Chordata, Actinopteri, Cypriniformes, Cobitidae. Gene Ontology annotation, cellular component: nucleus.